Messenger RNA from Anthonomus grandis grandis, 4211 nucleotides. It is a transcript of the gene SIFa, whose product is annotated as neuropeptide SIFamide. NCBI's taxonomy places the organism in Eukaryota, Metazoa, Arthropoda, Insecta, Coleoptera, Curculionidae. The coding region runs from base 3881 to 4102 and encodes 73 amino acids. The record is from RefSeq and is a predicted model, not a curated record. The transcript is spliced from 2 exons.
GGCACUUAAGAAGCCAUCUCCAUACUAUCGGUAUUGCGGACAACCCGGAAUGCCGAUGGUGCUGUGAGGAGGAUGAAACCGUUGACCAUGUAGUCGGGAAGUGCCCAGCACUCACGCGCGCCAGGUUCAAAUACUUGGGUAACAAUUUCAGUGUACCGAGCGACUUUAAGUCCUUCAGACCAGAGAGCCUUAUAGGUUUCUCUAAGGCCGUUGGGCUCUGGUAACCCCCGGUGGGGCAUGACGGGUCCAUCAGGAGACCUAUAUGUGCAACUGCCUUGGCAGCCCACUGUUUCGUCAAUUCCAAAUACCUUAUUAAAGACAUCAAGACAAAAAACAAAUACCAUAACGAAGAUGGGAUUCAACUAAAGAAAAAUAUGAAGCUCUAGCUACUGAGCUGUUUAAAUUAUUCACAAUGGCACGAAGAGCAUAACAGCCAUUUUAUUACAUAAUGGAGGAAAUUUGAUUACAUAAUGUGCUUAUAUGAUUUUCAAAUUUUAACCCAGAAUCAAUAUACAACCCAAGAAAUUUGCUCACAUUAGCAGACAAUACUAUAUUAUUUGUUUUAGAAAUAUUACAACUUAUACACAGCUUAUUAGCAUCACACCAUCUUUUUACCUUACAUAAAUCCGUCCGAAUAUUUGCCCUGAAUCCAUAAGCCUCCAAUUUACUAAACAGUAUACCGUGGCUGACGCAGUCAAAGGAUUUAGAGAAGUCACAGAAAACUGCGGCAGCACAAUAACCAUUAUUUAGUCCAAGAUAACUUUUCCAAAAAAUUGAAAAUAGCAUCAGUCGUGCUUAGGGAUGCCUGCAAGCCAAACUGCUGUACACUUAUAAGGUUGUGCAUAUUGAAAAAUGAAAGGACCCUAUUUUUAAUUAUAAAGUUUUUCCACCAUUUUUGACAGCACUCUCAAUGAGAUAUCAUCAUACCCAGAAUUUUUAUUUUUUAUUUGUCCAAAUAAUUUCUGAAUUUCUAAUGAUGAAACCGGAGCAAAAACGAAAACAUCCGAAACAGACAAAUGAUUAGUGCAAGCAUCAUAAACUCAUGUUAUGUCCAAUAUUGCAGUAGAACUCAUUUAUCAGGUCAUAGCAUCAAGGAUUGAAGUCUGAGAUGAUGUUGAGAGUUGGUUUUGCCUCUUAAUUUGUUGACUAUUCUCCAGGACUCCUUUAAUCUAUUUUAUGAAUUUAAAAUACUCUGUUGAUAGUAAUUAUAUUUGGCGGAUUUUAUGACUUCCUUAUAAAUUUUCCGAUAUUUAUUAUAAAAUGAUAUAAACUGUACAUUUUGAGACAAAUACUUUCUUAUAUAAUGUAAUGCCUUCAUAUUUUUACUGGAUGUUUUUAUACCUCCAGUAAUCCAAGGUUUCUUUUCUUUAUUUUUCAUAACUGUAAAUAAUACACGUAGAGUAUUGUGGAAUUCCUGACGUGGAUUAUCAAACCUUAGGGCAUUUUCCCAAUGGGUCUCUAUACAAAUUAAACUGAAUCUUUCAACAUUUUUUUAGAAAAUAUACGACCCACCCUUUUUUGAAGUUUACCAUGACCAUCAUAUUCAAGUAGCAAUGAUGCAACAACAGCCUCGUGAUCUGAUCAUCCAGCAUUUACCGUAUUGCAUUUCACACUUUCAGUAUCAAAAGACCUACAUAAAUAAUCUAGACCCGAACAAAAAAAGGCAGAGAAUCUAGUAGGCUCAUCAACAUGCAUAAACAAGUUAAGAGAAUUUAACAAAUUAGUUAAUGAUUGCACAUCUAGACUCUCUAAAAAUCAUUCAAUCAUCAAAACAUUUGUGGAUGGUGACCUAUAAAUACAAAUUACAUAAACCUUAAUUAUUUCAAAAAACACAACAGAAAAUUCAAACACUUUGUCCUGUAAGAAAAAAUUAGAGCUGUCAAUUUUUUCACUUUUAAGUCUAUUAUGUAAAGAUUGUUUCACCAUAAUUAAAGUACCACCAUGAAUUGUACUUAGUCUAUCAAAUCUAGUUACUACUACAUAAUUUGUCAUAUACAAAGGUUCAAGGGGUCGUAACCAAGCUCAACUUUAGUCACAAUACCAGGAAAAUUAAGUGAUUCGAGAAAUAUAAAUAGUUCAUCAAUUUUGGGUUGCACAGACUGAACGUUUAAAAAAGCUAUGGUGGUAUUUCUGUUAACUUCUGUAUAUAAAAAUUUUCUUUAUUCAAAUCUUUUGAAGUUUUUUCAGACGAGUCUACUACUAUGGCGCUAUCAGACAUAAUUGGAUUAAUUUUACAAUAAAUUCUAUAAUUCUAAGUCUAUAAAUUUAACAAUAAAUUUAUAGACCUUAGUUUGAUUUUGUGUAUUUUAAUGAAAGACAUUGUCACAUAAAAAGAUAAAAGAUGACAUGCUAAGACUACAGUGUGACGAAAUCCAUGUUCUCUAAACUCAUUCACAAUCAUUCUAACAGACAAUCUUGAGUUUAGUACAAAUGAACUCAUGAAAGUAAUUAUUUUAGAAUACUUAUUCUUAUUGUUAAAUCUACUACCACAUUUAAUAUAGUAAACUUUUUAGCCCGGUAUAAGUAGGAAAUGUAACAUUUAAAUCUAAGCAUAAAAUUAAUUUAUCUACAGGUGACAAGUUAACAACUGAAGGGAAUACCUGCUGACAUAAAUAUUGAAAACAAGCCUUUUUUACUAUUUUAACUAGGUUGUUACGAAAUUGGUUGUAUAAGAGGCGAUUUUCAUUUGAGCGGUUUUGUUCAAAUUGUUGUAAAGCUAAGUUUCGUUUAUUUUGUGCCGUUACGACCUCGUUAUUAAGCCACGGAGCCGGUUUUUUUGAGACUUUAACCUCCCUUAAUGGCACAUGGACUUCAGAAGAGGCUAAAAUUGUUUCAUUAAGUAUUUUAAUUUUUUCGUCGAUAUUAUGAGACUGCAAAAUUUUAAACCAAUUUGCUCCAUGUAAGUCAUGUUCAAAUGCGCGUAUAUCGAAAUUUUUGUAACACCUAUAUUUAAUGAAUUUUGGUAGCGGCUUACAUGUUUUCAAAUUAAUUUCUAAGAAUACCAACUCAUGGUCUGACAAAUUAUUGGUAGACAAUGUACCGCAGGAUAUAUAUAUAGUUAAAUUAAUCUUUAUUUUACCACUGCUUAGAGUGACAAUGUCAAACUUUUUGUCAGAAAAAAAUGCAUUUAAUUCAUGUGUUUUAUUAUGAACAGAUCAAAUAUUGAAAUGGAAAACACUUAAUAUAUUGUUAUCUUGUUCAUUUGCACUAUCAUUUGGCCGAGUAUUUGACUUUUCGAAAGUAGGAUUUUGGUUAGUCGUUGUUAUGCGUCAGGAAAGGUCUAUUAAGUACGUGGCCUCAUCAACCGCUGUUACGUGGUUUGUGGUUGAUUUGGACUCUGAUAGUUCAUAUAUUGGUUAAUGUUAAUAAUAAUAACACUUGUGGGCCGAAGGUGGCUUCCAUGAUAUUGACUUUGUCUUCUGCCGCAACACCAAAGGAGCUCCGGUAUUUCUGUUUAAUUAUGCUUGGUUUAUAAAACUGAUAGGUAUCUUUUAUUGGGGUGAACCUGUUUGAGAUACUUACUGUGGUCACAAUAGAUUUCUUAACACAUGUAUGUUCCUUUUGUUUAAAAAUUGCCUUAGCUGACUUUUAACUUAAAUUGUCUCUUUAGAAAAUCGGUUCAUAAUAAACAAUGUCAAGAUUAAGCAAAAAAAAAUGAAACCCUAAAAUCGUGCCAUAACCCGAAAAACCAUCUGGGAAAUGCAUUAUGGAGGCGAGAGCGCGCGUUAUUAGAUUACCGACACCACAUUUUCCGGCGAAUUGAUCCUAAAUUGCUUUUUUAAACCAAUAAAGGGGUUGAGGAGUAUAAAAGCGCGAUGUUCCACUGUACUUUUAUACAGUUCCAAUUUGCUUGUUUUACGGUACAGAUUAUUACACCAUCAUGUCUAAGUUCAUGUCCGCGCUUUUGCUCGCCUGUCUCGUUUUGCUCGUUUUAACGCCAGCAGAAGCGACUUACAGGAAACCCCCAUUUAACGGGUCGAUUUUUGGGAAAAGGGCUGGCUUAGCUGCAGUUGAAUAUGAUACAGCAGGUAAAACUCUGUCGGCCAUGUGUGAAAUAGCCAGCGAAGCCUGCCAGUCUUGGUUUCCCUCGCAAGAAAAGUAGUUGAUUGGCAUCCAUUGGCACCCAUAAAACUGACAAUAUACUCCUUAUUUUAUACCUUCUGAUGUAGUAGUAGUAGUAGUUUUCAAUAAAUUGAAAAUUGGAUUUUGAA